Bipolaris maydis ATCC 48331 is the source of this 249-nucleotide messenger RNA. RefSeq lists its product as uncharacterized. Lineage: Eukaryota; Fungi; Ascomycota; Dothideomycetes; Pleosporales; Pleosporaceae. The record is from RefSeq and is a predicted model, not a curated record.
AUGCGUCUGUAUCAGAUUCCGCUACGCAAGCUUGUCUUGAUGACCAAGUGCUACUGCGUCGUGUGCGAUGAAGAAGCCUUUGGCUCCAACGCCGGAGUCACGAUGCAUCAGGACCUCUCCCUGCAAAGCAAAAACUAUAUGAACCAGAGUGUUGAGGCGCGUCCGCCGUCCAAGGCCUCUCGCGAACCGCCAUCUUCCAGGCUGUCGAGGCGCAAGAUCUCUAUAAGACGCCUUGCUGCUACUCUAUAA